Messenger RNA from Phyllostomus discolor (pale spear-nosed bat), 2465 nucleotides. RefSeq names its product receptor accessory protein 5 (gene REEP5). The transcript is spliced from 5 exons. NCBI's taxonomy places the organism in Eukaryota, Metazoa, Chordata, Mammalia, Chiroptera, Phyllostomidae. The coding region runs from base 161 to 730 and encodes 189 amino acids. The record is from RefSeq and is a predicted model, not a curated record.
GGUGGUGCGGCCCCGGCGGGGCAGGCGGGGACUGCACGGGAGGGACGCGCAGACGCGAGCAGCCCCGCCCACUGCCGUCCCCUCCAGCUCUGCGCGUCGCUCUGCUCCGCAGCUACCCUCACUAGGAGCAGCCCCGGGCGGCGGCACUAAGGUCCCCGCCAUGUCUGCGGCCAUGAGAGAGAGGUUCGACCAGUUCCUGCACGAGAAGAACAGCUUGACCGACCUCUUGGCCAAGCUCGAGGCCAAGACCGGCGUGAACCGGAGCUACAUCGCGCUUGGUGUCAUCGGGGCGGUGGCCUUGUACCUGGUAUUCGGUUGUGGAGCCCCUCUCCUCUGCAACCUGAUAGGAUUUGGCUACCCAGCCUACAUCUCAAUUAAAGCCAUUGAGAGUCCCAACAAAGAUGAUGAUACCCAGUGGCUGACCUACUGGGUUGUGUAUGGUGUGUUCAGCAUUGCUGAAUUCUUCUCCGACUUCUUCCUGUCAUGGUUGCCGUUCUACUACAUGCUGAAGUGCGGCUUCCUGCUGUGGUGCAUGGCCCCGAGCCCCUCCAACGGGGCAGAACUGCUCUACAAGCGCAUCAUCCGUCCUUUCUUCCUGAAGCACCAGUCCCAGGUGGACAAUGUGGUGAAUGAAAUGAAGGACAAAGCCAAAGGGACUGCAGAUGCCAUCACUAAAGAAGUCAAGAAAGCUGCCGUGAAUUUACUGGGAGAUGAGAAGAAGAGCACCUAAGCCCGCCUGAAUGAGACCUUUCUGCCCUCUGUACCUGCCUAUAGAGCUUGAUGUUGUGUUAGGGACUGUGGUAUAAUCAUUUUAAUAAUGUUGCCUUGGAAACAUUUUUGAUAUAUUUAAAAAUGGAAUGUGUGUUUUUUGCUUACUUUUACUGUCUAUAUACAUAGGGAACAUUUUAAUUUAAAUUUAAUGCAAUGGGCAGUAUUCAAAUUUUUGGAAAAUAUAUUUUGCCUCUUGGUAGGAAAAGAAAUUUAUCAUCCUGCCAGAAAUAUAAACUUAGAAUAAAAUUAUAUAUCCCACGGGCUUUGUACUUUAAUGGGCUCUCUUUGCAUGCAUUUUCUUUGUACUUAUUUUUUAGAGUACUCUUUAAAGUUCUACUUCAUGUACAAUUUUGUAUUAAAUGUUUUUGAUGUAUUUGUGCACACACACGUGUAGGGAAAUGUACUGGCUGUAACAUGCAUAAUGCUUGUGGAGAGCACCUGCCAAAAGCUGGAAGUUCCAUUGUGCUGGUGUAGUCUAAAAAGACUUCAGAAAUUUAUACAAAUGAAUACUAAUUAGAGUGAACAGUUAAGUGAUAAAUGAGUUUGAAUGGAGGUUGUCCUGGCUGUUUUCCUAACCUUGAAGCAGCUGAAUACUAGAACAGCUUUGAACAGCAGUCACUUUGCUCACAAAUGGGGAAACCUACACACAUCAGUAAUCACAGCCCCCAAUUCCCUAUAGAGCCAACUAGUAAUACUGACUUGUGGCCUUUUAUAACUUGCUUAUAAGCUUUAGGUUUGUCUGUUUUUGAGAUGCUACAAUGGAAAUCAUCCCUGGUUUCACCUUCAAUGCUAAUAUGUUGGUUUAAUUUUGUUUCUUUUCCAGUCUUUUUUUAAACCAGUUCAAGGACCCCCCAACCUGGAGACUUGCCCACCCCUGAUUACAUAUAUGCUCUUGUUUAUCUCCUUAGCCAGCAGUGCAUGCUAAUGACAACACCAGCCUCUGAGAGCUGUUCUGGGAGACUGAAAGAAAGCACGGUAUAACCCAUAGUCUGGUUGGCAGUGGUGAGGUAAAACUGCCUUCACCCUCUUCUCUGGCCUUUAAGGUCAAACACAGAAGGCCUCCCUAGUUCACAAGUCAGAAUCACCUGUAGUUGUUUAAAUGCCUUCAUCUUUAUGCUUUAUUUUGAUAAAUUGCAUAUAACUACAUAGUUUGAGUAUGUAACAAAGAGUUAAAAAAUCAAAGUCUCCAGUUUGAUCAGCCAAGUAGCUUGUUAUGGAGUAGAAAAACUGAUCUUAAUAUCAACUGUACUGCUAGGCUACUUCUGAAUUAGACUAAACUGACUAAAGAGUUCAACAAAACUACCAAAGUUAGCCUUGACGGUGUGGCUUAGUUGGUUGGGCAUCAUCCUGCCAAAUGAAAGGUCGCCAGUUCAAUCCCUAGUCAGGGCAUCCCACAUGCCUGGGUUGCAGGUUCAGUCCCCAGUCAGGGUGCAUAGGAGAGGCCUUUUAAGGCCAAUAAAUUAUUAGUUUAGUUCUCCUUUCAAUAACAGGUAAGAUCAUAAUGAUGUCUCAUGAUGUAAAAAAUAUUAAAGACAUCAAAAAAUAAGGGACGAUAUCACCCAAAUAUCACAAUACUGGAUCAGGGCAUUUACCUUUUCUAGGUACAAUAGUGGUGAUCAUAAGGCAUCUUAUUAAACUUAACUUUAAAAACCUUUAGAAAGCAAGCAAUAUUUGGAUAAAGUCAAGCUUUAGUU